GGAGGGAAGCAGUGGAAAAUAAGUUAGGCAGUCAGUGAAGAUGGCUCCUCAACUCUACAUCAGCGUGUAUAAAGAGCAGUUUGCCUCUCCUGGCAGAGCAAAACGAGAACAACUACGACCCACCUCUGCCCACCGCAGGAACAACCCCCAGCCCCGGCCGGACUUUCUGUUUCCCCGGAGUCUCCUGUCCAACUACAGGCCACACCACAUGCUAUCCCACCCCUUGCCCCCUGUGGACACUGGCCGUCCUCUCUUGCCCCCUGUCAGACAUUUAUCGUUCCACAGUCCAGUUACGACUUGUCCUGACAUCCAUCUAAAGUCAGAGGAAACAUGCAAACCAAACCACAUGCCUCCUGUCAGCCCAUCCGUGGUACAGCCUCUGCCCUCUGCUGACGGACUACAGAAACUACAGCUGAUUGAGCCUCCUGCAGGCCCUGGAUUUAAGCUCCAGGGAGCUUUGAAGAACCUAGCAAGAAUGGACAAUCAGAGAAAUGUUCAUCCACUCUCGGCACAGCAACUCAGGCAACAUGCAGUCGCUCAGCUUCAUGCAAGACCUCUAACCAGCAACCCUUUAGCAGAUCGACGCCACUUUCCGCAGACACAACACUGGAGGUCAAGUUCUAAUAGCAACCUGGAUUAUAGCAGCGGGUGCUACAGCUGCUUCCAUGUGGUGAAGCCCUACAAGGCUGGACACUACAUCAUACACCCAGAGUUUGUGUCUGAGUGCCUUCGUUAGGAGUGUUAGAGCACUGGCUUCCGAACUGGGGACUGGAGACCCGCAGAGGUCCUUGAGGGGGCUCAGGGGGUUUCUGAGCAAAAUGAGGGAUCAUUAACUUCACUAUUGUUUAAUCCUCUACUAAUUAACCCAGCGAGACAAAGUGUAAGGAUGAAUAAUGUGGCUGUUGGCUGCACUCUCACCACUGUUAUCUCCCCACAUACAGCGUGGACACUUUUACAAUUCAAUAGCCUAUUAAAUCAGCAGCAAAGAUCUUCCCAUAAGGGGGCUUGUGGUGAUCAAAUCAAAUGAGGCACUGUGGCCCUAAUGUGUAUCUGUCCAUGACGUUAAAAUUAUAUCCUACUAUUACAGAGAUAAUUGUCUACAUGUGAUAUAGGAAUUCUUUAUUUGGAGCAUUAAAACAGAAACAGUACUGCAAACAAUGAAACUACUCAGGGGUAUUAACGACUUAUUUUGGUGAUUAUUAUGGGCACUUUCUAGCUCUACCACAUAGUAGAUAAAAGAUACCACCAGUGCUGAUAAGGUCAUCACGUUGCUGAUGGACCUAAAAAAAAUAUUCUUAUGGCUUUUAUUUCACAGUUCUUUCAAACAUGUUUCUGCUAAUGUGCCUCUCACUAUACAUCAGUGUGUUAUGUGAAGUUUAUUUAAGCAUUGUGAUUUGCUCAAAUCACGUGAACGAGUGUAAACUGCACAGAAUGAGAGAAUAAAAAGACCUCUGUUCCCACCGACUGGACUACAUUUCCCAUGUGGCUGUGCGCGCUCGACGAGGCGGAUACGCAACAACAUGCCUUGAUGCCUCUUGGUCCAAUGUGAACUGUGGCAAACAAGUUGUGCUUGGAGCUUCUGAGGGGUUCUGCCACUAGUCGGCAAGACAAACAAAGUGAGACAAAAAGGUUUCCUGGAAUACAUUUCCAUGAUCCUUAGACCCGCCAACUGAUCAGUCAUGUACCAAGUUGUACCAGGCGGAGCAGGGGGGACAAUUACAGAUGUUGUCCCCAAGCAGAAACACAGCAAGGACACUCGACCCUUAGUCGGAGCUGGAGUAAUCGGCCUGGUGCUGGUGAUUGCAGCAGUGACUGCAUGGUGUUAUUACAUCGCCUCUCUACGCAAAGCUGAGCUGCUUAAAACUCAGCUGCUGGAUCUGAAUAAAGAUGGCUACAUUAUACGCAACCAGGGAGGGUCUAUUGUUUUCAGAAUGGAUUUCAGGUCAGGCACGCUGGAUUUGGAUUCAUGCUCCAAAGAAGGUUCCAUUCUGAGAUGUGGAUCCACCACAGAUAGAAAACUUAAUUUCUUUAUUGAGACAGUACGACCCAAGGACACGGUACAGUGCUACCGUGUGCGUUGGGAAGAACUGGUUCCUGACAUUCCUGUUGAGCAUGCCAUGACGUACAAGUUUGCACACUGGUACGGCGGUGCAGUGUCAGCAAUUCAGCACUGGCCCAUUUCUAUUUCAGGCCAACAGGCACCCAAGCCCUUUGUUACUAGUGACAUCUACUCAAACCGCAAUGAAUUUGGUGGAAUUUUGGAGAGUUAUUGGCUUUCAUCCAAUGCUACAGCCAUUAAGAUAAACAAUUCAGUACCCUUCCACCUGGGUUGGAAUGACACAGAGAAGACCAUGUACUUCCAGGCACGAUACAAUGACAGUCCUUUCAAGCCAAACCCUGGAGAGCCUCCAUGUGCUGAACUUAGCUACAGAGUAUGCGUGGGCUUGGAUGUAACAUCCAUACACAAGUACAUGGUCCGCAGAUACUUCAACAAACCAAACAAAGUGCCUGCCAAAGCCAUGUUUCGCCAUCCUAUAUGGUCUACUUGGGCACUACAUAAGACUGACAUUGACCAAGAGAAACUCUUAACCUACGCUGCCAACAUCCGCAAGUAUAACUUUAACUGUAGCCACCUGGCAUUAGAUGAUCGCUACAGCAGCCGAUAUGGAGAAUUUGAAUUUGACCCGGUAAAGUUCCCCAAUGCCUCUGCCAUGUUCCAAAAGUUGAAAUCUGAUGGAUUUCUGGUGUCAGUCUGGAUUCACCCUUUUGUGAACUAUGACUCAGAAAACUUCCAUGCUUGUGUAGAGAGAGGACUGUUUGUCCGCGAGCCAACAGGCCGGCUGCCAGCCUUGGUGCGCUGGUGGAAUGGUAUUGGCGGCAUUUUGGACUUCACAAAUCCAGAAGCUCGUGAUUGGUUUUCCCUUCAGCUACGUUCACUGCGCUCCAGGUAUGGUGUGUCAUCUUUUAAAUUUGAUGCAGGGGAAACCAACUACUUACCAUGGAAAUUUAGUACCAGAACUCCCAUUCGGGACCCAAGUUUUUUCACAAGACGUUACACUGAAAUGGCUAUUCCUUAUAAUGACAGAGCUGAGCUGCGCAGUGGCUACCAAUCCCAGAACAUAUCUUGCUUCUUCAGACCAAUUGACAGAGACUCAGUGUGGGGCUAUGAGUUGGGUCUCAAAUCUCUUAUCCCCACAGUUCUCACCAUCAGCAUUCUCGGCUAUCAGUUUAUUUUACCAGACAUGAUCGGAGGGAAUGCCUAUCUGAACCGCACAGAUGGAAAUCGUGCAUUACCUGAUCGAGAACUCUAUAUCCGCUGGCUGGAACUGGCAGCCUUCAUGCCCUCCAUGCAGUUUUCUAUUCCGCCUUGGGAAUAUGACAACGAGGUGGUUGAAAUUGCUCGGAAAUACACAGCCCUCCAUGAGAGUAUUGUGGCGCCACGGGUCCUGGAGCUGGCUGGUGAGGUGCUGGACACUGGGGAUCCAAUCAUACGGCCACUGUGGUGGAUUGCCACAGGUGAUGAGACAGCCUAUAAAAUCGACUCCCAAUUCCUGAUUGGAGAUGACCUCAUGGUAGCCCCAGUUUUAGAGCCUGGAAAGCAAGAGCGUGACAUCUACCUCCCCGCUGGCCGCUGGAGAAGCUACAAGGGGGAGAGAUUUGAUAUCAAGGAGCCCCUGCACCUCACAGACUAUCCUGUGGAUCUGGAUGAGAUUGCUUACUUUGUUUGGGUGUAGCAAGAAGGGAAUGUAAAACUAAACAGAUCUGAUUAGCUUAUGCUCCAAUCUGCUUGUAAGACAAGCCUCACAAAUUUAGCUUUUAUGCUUGACAGGAGAGACAGUGCAUGAAAAAGUUGUUUGUUAUUGAAAGGUUUUCUGUAAUUUAAAAUUCUAAUGCUACGUUACAUCACAAAUGUGAAAUUGCUUCACUCUAAAAUGUUUAAAACAUCAAAAUGUUUUAUUUCUUUUAAACUAAACCUCGUUCUCAUCCUCAUUCGUUUUUUGUGGUUUAAUGGGAAGAUGGUUAAAUAAUGUCCUUUAAAGAGAGACUAAGUCAUUUUUUUUGACUGGCAGCCACUGUUACUGAUAAAUGGUAAAACAUAAUAUAACAGUAGCACCAGUAUGGAAGAGUCGUUAAGUCAACAGACUGACUCAUCAGUGUCAGUUACACAACAACAUCUGUUUAGAGUUAGCUGACAGUAUGCCACCCUAAGCUACUGGUCAUACUAGACCAUGUAAGACUGUGCUAAACCUGCAUAUAUAUAAUAAAGUGAGUAAAGGUGUGUUUUAAUGCAUGGGAAUUCAGAUUUUCAUUUAUUCGAGAAAGUGUGUUAUUUAAUUUUUCAAAAGUUGCAUAGUCUCGCUUUAAAUGCUCUAAAAGUCUUAUAUGUGAAACAUUCACCUAAAAGGGAAUACACUAACUGUGAAGUGAGGAUGGCAUAUAAGUGCCACUGAAUGCCUUAAAGCUGUUAUGUUUUGAGUGUCACAGCACUUUGAAGCCAAAUAGAUUGUAUCAUGGGAGGACAACUGAAGAGGUGUCAUUUUUGUCAUUAAAUAGAUAGUAAGUUACAUAAAACAUUCUAUAUUGACAAAAAAAAAUUCUCAGUUCGACCGAGAUAUCCUUCUUUACUUUGACACUAAUGACUCUUCUGCUCGUCUGCUACAUGAUACUUUUCAGGAAAUCAGGUUUUAUGCUUCACUUAUCAGGAUGAAUGCUUGAAGUUUAAUCAUUACAAGCGGCAUGUGCUCUCCUUUGUGUAACAGUGUCAUGUAGCUACUCUUAGCUGAGAAGAAGAUUUGUUUUAUUUGGCACUAAAUAUUUUAUGCCCUUCCUCAGGUAACAGGUUUUUUUGGUUGUGGUGUGCUUUGAAGUAAUUGUAUUAAUUGUGCUUUGCUGACCUCCGAAUGUGACUGAACUACUAAUACUAUAAUGUACAGCACAUUGACUUUCACGUCCAACAUAAUAAAUUUCUUUUGGAGUAUUUUUUGAUGUUGGUAAAUAGCCUACUUAGUAUGCAGUGUGCAAGUUUUUAGAUGCAGUGCAUUUAGCAGCAUUCAGUGAUCAAAUGAAAUUGUGUUUUGUCACCUUGUGUUUUCUUAAUGUGAAUAUUUUGAUAUCUCCCAAUGCCAUUUGUUAAUAGUUACAGCCACAUACUAUGUGUGAUUUGAAUUUAUGCUAUACGUGUUACAUUUGUUACAUUUAUUAUGCAAUAUUAUUGUUAAUUCAAUCCUUUUAUUGGCAAUCACAUGGUCAACAUAACUGGAUUUUCCAUUAUGUAGCUGCAAUUUUUCAAAAAGAAAACAUUUUGUUCAUAGUUCUGGAUCAUGUACAACAUGUAAAAUCACAAACUUGGUUGUCUAGAAAUGUUGAUAUUGAUUAUGUCCAUGUUGGAAUAAAGCAGCAAACGUGUUCCUUUAAGUGACUUCUCACAAAGGAAAAGCCAAUAAAGAAAAAUACUGCUACCAUA
Molecule: messenger RNA, 5464 nt
Organism: Scatophagus argus
Lineage: Eukaryota; Metazoa; Chordata; Actinopteri; Scatophagidae
Gene: myorg
Product: myogenesis regulating glycosidase (putative)
Exons: 7
Coding region: 1680-3734 (684 amino acids)
Biological process (GO): carbohydrate metabolic process; skeletal muscle fiber development
Molecular function (GO): hydrolase activity, hydrolyzing O-glycosyl compounds
Source: RefSeq, a predicted model, not a curated record